AUGACCAAUGACCAGUUGCCAAAAGUGAAAUUAAUAAUAGAAGAUGAUGACGUCAUUCUCGAAGCUCAGCAGCAGCAGCAUCAACAAAAACUUCAACAACGACAACAAAAACAAGAUGGCGACUACAUAUUUGAUUGGAAGGAAGAGGUCAAGGUGACGUUCAAAGUCGAAGAAACUCCACCAGUUUCGUUGUGCCUACUCCUUGCUUUCCAGCAUUACAUGACGAUGUGUGUUGCAAACUUGACUGUGCCGAUCCUCUUGGCUCCGUCCAUUUGCAUGUUUGACGAUAAUGUGGGAAAGAGUGAAAUCACUGGCACUUUGUUCGUUGCCUCCGGUAUUAUCACCCUCGUUCAAUCGUUCUUUGGUGUCAGGUUGGUCAUUCUAAUGUUCUUUGGUGUCAGACUCCCCAUAGUACAGGCAGGCACAUUCGCCCUCCUAGUUCCAACCCUGUCCUACCUCAGCCUACCCCAGUGGAAGUGCCCCGAUAAUAUUGUGGAUGCUCUCAACAAUGAUAGUACAACAACAGCAGCAGCAUCAACACCUUACAACAACAACAACAUCACUUCCGGUUACAUCAUAUCCGGAAGUGAAGAACAUCGACAGAUAUGGAUGACAAGAUUGAGAGAGAUUCAGGGCUGCAUAAUGUUGGCGGCCAUAUUUGAGGUGUUGGUAGGAGGGAGUGGCUUGGUGGGGUGCAUGAUGAAGUUCAUCGGCCCCCUCACCAUCUGUCCCACGGUCACUCUCCUCGGACUCUCCCUCUUCAAAUCAGCCCCACAGAUGGCCUCCAAGCACUGGGGCAUCGCCAUUUUAACGAUAUCUCUGGUCAUCAUCUUCUCCCAGUACCUUGGUAGGAUAAGGCUCCCUUGCUUCGUCUAUGGCAAGCAGCAGGGCUGCAUCAAACAUAGAUUUCCUCUUUUCAAGAUGUUUCCCAUCGUUCUGUCUAUCUUGGUGAGCAGCCUGCUGUGUUACAUUCUGACAGCGACAAACAGCCUGCCCUCGAACCCGGGAGAGGCGGGUUACCACGCAAGAACCGACCUCAGAUUGCCAUCCAUCCACGCUGCUCCCUGGUUCAGGAUCCCCUAUCCUGGUCAGUGGGGAAUUCCGACGUUCAGCCUAUCAGGAGUGUUCGCCAUCUUAUCGGGCGUGCUAGCCACCACGAUCGAAAGCGUCGGUGAUUAUUAUUCAUGCGCCAAGCUGGCCGGCGCUCCUCCCCCUCCCGUCCAUGCUAUUAAUAGAGGCAUCCUGGUAGAAGGUCUGGGCUCCAUGUUGGACGGAUUGUUUGGGACUGGCAAUGGGACGACGUCCACGAGUGUUAAUGUCGGAGUUGUCGGGAUCACCAAGGUUGGAAGUCGUGUGGUCAUCCAAGUGUCCGCCCUGAUAAUGAUCGUCUUCGGGCUGUUCGUGAAGGUGGGAGCCAUCUUCCUGGCUAUUCCGGAUCCGGUCAUCGGCGGGACUUUCUUCACACUGUUUGGAAUGAUAACAGCUGUUGGACUGUCAAAUUUACAGCAUGUUAACUUGAACUCUAGCAGAAAUCUUUUUAUUAUUGGAUUCUCCAUCCUGACGGGGCUAGCCAUCCCAGAAUGGAUCAACAGUAACAUCAACAUUAUUGACACUGGCAACAAGGGGCUGGACAAUGUGGUAGUGGUCCUACUGAAGACGAACAUGUUCGUUGGGGGUGUUCUGGGAUUUAUACUGGAUAACACCAUUCCAGGGUCGAGAAAGACUCGCGGCAUGUUUUACUGGGACAUACUCAGAGAGAUGUCGCAACAACAACAUCAUCAGCAUCAGCACCUCCCCGCCACAACUGUAUCAUCAUCAUCAUCACCGCUGCAACUGCAACAGCAUCAUCAUCAAAACUCCUCAACAACAACGGCAUCGCAACAAACAGCAACAACACAAAAGAAAUCUUACCUGAUGACUCAACUCGCCUCCACCUACGAUCUGCCGCUCUCGAAAUACUGGCUCCACAAGUUCAAAAUCUUCCGACAGAUCCCUCUGUGCCCCAACUACCAGGGCACCACCUCGCUACCCUGUCUACGAUUUAUUUGCCCUUUGACCUCAAGCCAGGGCACGCCAUCCCCCUGCUGCUGUAAGAACAACAACAGCAACCGAUUCAUCAAAUGUCUCUGCCGGUCAAUUGAAAUUUGUUGUAGAAGGUGUAACGAAGACGAUGAAGAUGACCGCGAUGAUGAUGAUGAUGAUGGUUAUAAUGGUGGCGGGGUUGGUAGCAGUAAUGCCAAACUGAACGGCUUCAAGAUGAGCGAAUAUUCGGCUACAGAGAGACUAGGACAAGAAGAGAAACUCAUUUCAUCAUCAGCAGCAGCACCAUCAUUAUCAGCACCACCAUCAUCAUUAUCAGCAGCACCAUCAUUAUCAGCACCAUCAUCAUCAGCAGCUUCAGCAGCGAUAAGAGUUAAUUGCAGCGGAUCUACAUUGGUCAGUCAGCUAGACGACGAUGAUGAUGCUACCAAGUUCUGACGAUGAUGAUGACAUAUAUAUAUUAAUGAAUAUAUAUUUAUAUAUAUAUAUAUAUUUAUAAAUUCUUACAGAUAUGAUAUAUAUGUGUGUGCGCGCGCGCGCGUGUGUGUGCGGGUGUUUGCGUUCAUUAACUAUUAAUUUAACAUAAUUUGUUAACCUAAUUUAAAGAAAUAUUAUAAUCUAUAUUUCCUCGAGCUGACCAUCGACAAACAUCCGGCACUGGAAUAGGAAUAAUAAUAAUAACAUUUAUUAUUAUUUUAAUAAUUAUGAUCAACUCAUUUAUUCAUUCAUUUAUUUACUCAUUCAUUCGUUCAUUCUUUAAUAUACUUGUUAUAUAAAGGCUUAACCAAUCAAUCAUCCCACCAACCAAUCAAUCAAUCUUUUAUCUAUUCAUUCAUCAUUCAUUUAUUCACUCAUUCAUUCAUUCAAUCACUCAUUCACUCAUACAUUUGGCAGUGUGAAUUCAUGUAUUAUAAUAACACUUGUACAUUACCACCAAUAUUUGUAUGCUAUCUACAUCUACAGUCCCCAGUGUUUCUUAAUUCGUUCGUUCGUUCGUUCAUUCAUUCAUACGUUCAUUCAUACGUUCAUUCAUUCGUUCAUUCAUUCAAUCAAUAAUAAUUCACUCACAUUUUUAGUAGGUACAUUUUUACAUUCUUCGUCAGUUCAUCUAUGUACCAUGUACUAUCUUGUAAUAAUGUAUUUUUGUUAUAAUUAAACUAUAAUUAAGGACAAAUUAUAUAAUAAUAAUAUAAUAAUGUAAUACAAUAAUAAUAUAAUAAUAAUAUAAUAUAUUGGCACGGUGGAACACCACACACACACGCUGUUGUUAUGGAUUACUUGAGGCUGAUAAGUAGGAUACGUCAUGUUACACAUUUUAUUGAUGGGAGUUUUGGUCGAUUGAAGUUAUAAGUUAUAGUAAUCCACCAACCGACCAAUCAUUCAACCAGUCAUUCAACCAGUCAUCCAACCAAUCAUUCAACCAGUCAUUCAACCAGUCAUCCAACCAAUCAUUCAACCAGUCAUUCAACCAGUCAUCCAACCAAUCAUUCAACCAAUCAUUCAACCAAUCAUCCAACCAAUCAACCAAUCAUUCAACCAGUCAUCCAAUCAUUCAUUCAACCAAUCAUUCAACCAACCGACCACCAACCAAUCAUUCAACCAAUCAUCCAACCAAUCAACCAAUCAUUCAACCAGUCAUCCAAUCAUUCAUUCAACCAAU
Molecule: messenger RNA, 3700 nt
Organism: Helobdella robusta
Lineage: Eukaryota; Metazoa; Annelida; Clitellata; Rhynchobdellida; Glossiphoniidae
Exons: 18
Coding region: 1-2478 (825 amino acids)
Biological process (GO): transmembrane transport
Cellular component (GO): membrane
Molecular function (GO): transmembrane transporter activity
Source: RefSeq, a predicted model, not a curated record